AAUAGUGGAUAGGCAAGGCCGGAAGCUGAAUAAUUAAAAGUGCAAGGCAAAGUGAAUCUCCAAAGAAAUAAAAAGAGCGACAAAGGAGAAGAGGGAAAUUUUUUGUCUGUCGUGAGGCUGAAGGAUUGGACCUAGUCUUUAUAAUAGCGCAGUGCAGCUCGAUUUCUCUGGCUGGUGUGGCAUUUUCCUUUCGAAACAAAGACAACAAAGAACCAUGAAUGCCAGGGCGAAAAUCAAUGCAAACCGCUGUGCAUUGGGGCUGCAAGCGCUUCCCUUUUUAGCGUCGUGCAAUCAGCGGUCUGCGGCCUGCCAUUGGCGCGGCCCGGGGUGGGGUUCCCAGCCCACCCCCCGCCCGGCAGUUGUGCAACCUAGCUUCCCCGCUUUCAUGCUCGCCGCCACACCUGGCCGUGGCGCUGACUACUGCGCAACAAUCUCACACUCGGUGGCCCGAAAAUGGCGGGGACCGUUCUGUGCCUUCGGUCUUGCACUGCAACAACACGAAUGGGCACUAAAAAUAGCUGAGGCCGGUUCAUUCACUCCUUUGAAAGAGCCGCGGCAGACCAUUGUCUGGGACCACGGUUUCGCAAGACUUUUUUAAUUUCAGUAAUGAUUCCGAGCCUGCAACAAGCCAAAACAAAGGACCAGGUGUUCUGGGGAUGGUGCAUGAAAA
This is a messenger RNA of Linderina pennispora, 670 nucleotides long. RefSeq lists its product as uncharacterized. The transcript has a single exon. Lineage: Eukaryota; Fungi; Kickxellomycota; Kickxellomycetes; Kickxellales; Kickxellaceae. The coding region runs from base 215 to 598 and encodes 127 amino acids. The record is from RefSeq and is a predicted model, not a curated record.